Messenger RNA from Danio rerio (zebrafish), 533 nucleotides. NCBI's taxonomy places the organism in Eukaryota, Metazoa, Chordata, Actinopteri, Cypriniformes, Danionidae. The record is from RefSeq and is a predicted model, not a curated record.
CUUACAGGAGCAGCUUGAUGACUGGCCAUGGCAAACAGAGAUCGCUUUAAUGGGGCUAAUGCAGGAACCUUUAAGUGUUUCUUUGAGGACAUUUGUGUGCCCAUACUGUCAGAAUAAUGGAUUUGAUGAACUUCAACUACUAAAUCACUGCAAUAUCCACCAUGCCAGCGACAGCAGACGUGUGGUGUGUCCAGUGUGUGUAGCGACACCUCACGGAGAUCCACAAUACUACAGCCGCAACUUCAUCGGCCACCUCAACCAUCGCCACUGCUUCUACCUGGAGGAUAUAACUCCCCUCCAGCAGUCCGAUGAGGUGAAUCUGCAGCUCGCGCUUAUGGCGUCUUAUCAACAACAUUAAACCGCAUUUUCAGUUCUCAGACAUGGUCUGGACAGCAAAAACGAUGACAUUCAUGAAUCACCAGGAUAUUAAUAAACUAAAGAGAUGGCGGUGAAAGAUUGAAGAUAUGAUGAUGAGGUAUAUUAUCGAUUAUAUAAUGGCGUCCCACAUGGAAAUAGGCUAUUACAAUUAUAUA